Molecule: messenger RNA, 687 nt
Organism: Hevea brasiliensis (rubber tree)
Lineage: Eukaryota; Viridiplantae; Streptophyta; Magnoliopsida; Malpighiales; Euphorbiaceae
Exons: 1
Coding region: 103-459 (118 amino acids)
Source: RefSeq, a predicted model, not a curated record
AAAAUAAUAACAAAAUUUAGGUAAACACUCGCAAAAUCAAAGCUCAGUCUCCGCAAGACCUCCGCCCUUUCUGGACUCCUAGCCAAUCUGCAGGCAAAAACCAUGCCCUCUCCACAACCCUUCACGACGGCGUCUACCAUGCUCCGCCAGCGCUUAGCAUCCUCUCUCCGCACACGCGGAGGCGCUGCGGCGGGUUCCAGCCGGUGGACUUCUCCAGGCCACGAGGAGAGGCCCAAGGGUUACCUAUUUAACCGGACCCCACCGCCACCUGGGCAGUCCCGCAAGUGGGAGGACUGGGAGCUCCCUUGCUACAUCACCAGCUUCCUGACCAUUGUGAUUCUUGGUGUUGGGUUGAAUGCCAAGCCCGAUCUGUCCAUCGAGACCUGGGCGCACGAGAAAGCCCUCGAACGCCUCGAGAUGGAGAAACUUGGUCUCUCUGGUUCUGGAGAAUCGGAAUAGAAUCAUGAUCUGGGGUAUGACAUGACUCUUUGGUUCCAGAAACUUUUGUGGAUUUUUUGGGUGGUGAACUUUUUAACUGUUGUUGAUAAUAUGUAGUUCAAUAAGAGGAUUUUUUUUUUUGACUUUGUUGACAUUCUGUUUCUUAUAUGGAGCUUAAUGACCGCAAAUUUCUAUUCAAUUUGGAUGUUAUUGAUGUUAUAAGCUUUAACGAGUUUCAAUUCAGUAGUA